AGUUAACGUUCAUUUCAGGGAUUCCACCGACCCGUGCGGUGAUCGGUAUGGCAAUUUUCAUGGUAUGUUUCUUCAACUAUAUGCUGAGAGUCAACAUGUCCAUAAACCUAAUCGCAAUGGUCCAGCCCAUUACCAACAACAACAAAACGCACAUAGCCGAAUGUCUGAUAAUAAAUGGAAAGAUGAAUCAAUCUGACGACUUCUCUCAAUUGUCCGUUGUACCAGACUACGGUGUACGGUACACGUGGACCUCAAAGCAGCAAGGGCUGAUAUUGGCGGCGUAUUUUUGGGGAUCAAUUCUGACGUCGAUACCGGGCGGAUACCUGGCGGAGAGGUUUGGCCCGACGAAAACUAUAGCCAUUUCGAAUAUUGUUUCGGCGCUGGUUACAUUUCUGACGCCGUUUGUCGCUGAUUGGAGUUGGAUUGCGGUUAUUGCGUUUCGUUUUAUACUGGGAUUGAUGGCGGGGGUCUGUUACCCGGCUCUCCAUUGUAUGGUGUCGCGGUGGGUCCCGCCCGACGAGAAAGGGAAAUUUGGAGGCGCUCUUCUAGGAGGCACAAUUGGAACGGUGGUCACGUGGCCACUGAGCGGAUCGAUUAUAGAACAUUUAGGUUGGAGCUGGGCCUUUUAUAUACAAGGGGGUUUGGUACUGGCAUUUUCUUGCGUAUGGCUGAUUGCUGUUGCCGAUUCUCCCGAUACGCACCCACGGAUUUCAAAGGAGGAAAAGUUUUAUAUAAAUAAAUGUUUAGGGGAGGGCGUUGGGAAAGUGAAGGCAACUCCACCAUAUCUCAAAAUCUUUGCUUCAAUACCGUUUUGGGCGUUAGCAAUUUUGCAUUUCGGAAACCUUUGGGGACUGUACUUGCUGCUGACGGCCGGCCCGAAAUAUAUGUCGGAGGUUCUCGGUUUUAAUUUAGGCCAUUCUGGCCUAUUAGCUGCCUUACCUUAUCUGGCACGUGCGAUUUCUGGAUUUGUCUUUGGGUUCGUCGGGGAUGUGCUCAGGAAACAUCAGUGCUUAUCAGUAACAACUAUUAGAAAGCUCUUUGUGACAACGUCACACUUCCUGCCAGGAGUACUCUUACUUACAAUUCUAUGCGCCGGAUGUAACAUCACAUUGUGUAUAGCUCUAAUCACACUUUCGCUGGGAUUUAACGGCUCGUCCAGUAUUACAAAUAUACAAAAUAAUCAGGAUUUAUCCCCCAACUUUGCGGGUACCAUUUACGGGAUAAUCAACUGCAUCGGGGGUACUACGGGUUUCUUUACACCCAUGAUCACCGGUUAUCUGACCGCUGAUCACAAUGGCCUUAAAGAAUGGCACAUCAUAUUCGCAAUAGGGGCAUCUGUAUACAUUUCCACCGGAAUUGUGUUCUGCAUAUUUGGUUCGGGUGACCAACAACCGUGGAAUCAAAUUGAUACCAAACAAGUUGAAGGCGUCGACAAUGCCGCAUUCGACGGCGGAGCGUCGAAAGAAACUCAGACAACAGAAAACACUAAGGUUUAGUAUCUGUGAUGAUAAUUUUUAAGGUUUUGACUGAGCCUAAUUUAUUUAAUUGUAAUAUUUUAAACGAAACAUAAUUAUUUUAUAGUCGCAUUUCUAAGAUUGUAUAGUACCUACUUUAUGUAAAAAUCACAAUAAAUACCUAUUUUGUAAGCAA
Messenger RNA from Photinus pyralis (common eastern firefly), 1650 nucleotides. Its product is annotated as sialin-like. Gene Ontology annotation, molecular function: transmembrane transporter activity. Gene Ontology annotation, biological process: transmembrane transport; monoatomic anion transport. The record is from RefSeq and is a predicted model, not a curated record. Lineage: Eukaryota; Metazoa; Arthropoda; Insecta; Coleoptera; Lampyridae. Bases 48 to 1496 code for a protein of 482 amino acids. Gene Ontology annotation, cellular component: plasma membrane. The transcript has 6 exons.